Messenger RNA from Suillus fuscotomentosus, 330 nucleotides. RefSeq lists its product as uncharacterized. The record is from RefSeq and is a predicted model, not a curated record. Bases 1 to 330 code for a protein of 109 amino acids. Lineage: Eukaryota; Fungi; Basidiomycota; Agaricomycetes; Boletales; Suillaceae. The transcript has a single exon.
AUGCCACCUCGACGUGGCACUCCUGCUCUCAACUCUCUCAGCUCCCAGGAUGCCGCAGUGCAUCCUUCUUCUACCCCGACCUCUCCUGCUCACUUUCAAUUCCCUCAAGCACAUUUCAAUUCUCCAUCCGGCUUUGCUCACCUGCUCUCCAAGCCUUCAAGAUGGUUCCGAAAGCCAUCUGAUCCACGCUUGGCGUCAAGUGCAGGUGAACCUCGAUGUAGCACCAGUUCAGUGGCCAUACGCAAGCCAAAGAUAUCUCGCCCCACAGACCCACGACCUAUUUUUCAAGAUUUUCAACCGGAGUCUCAUGUUACCGACGCGAGCAAGUGA